UCUAAGCAAUCAAAGAAGGUCAGUUGCCGGAGAUGUCAUGCGCAAAAGGUCAAGUGUUCCGGCCAAAGACCCUGUUCCCGAUGCCAGUUGGCGGGAUGUGGAGAUGCCUGCACCUACGUAGCCCGCGACCGCAAAGUUCGGGUUGAUGAAAGUUAUCUGGAACAAUUGAUCAAAGACAGCGAGGAGCUUCGGCGGAACCGGCAAAGGGGUGGUGGCAACUCCUCUACCCUCGACAAGAGCGACUCAAACACCCGAAAUCCGCUGCUGCAAGACCAGGCAUGGUUCCAGCCCUAUGAGGGAGAUACCCUUCCUGUCUUUGUGUCCGAAGCAGCUUGUACGGGUUUUGCGACGCGCCUGUGCCAGUGCCUCGAUGGCGACAGCGCUCCAGUUUCGCAUAUUCCGCGAAAUCGAUAUAUCGCCGAGUCUACCCUCACUCAGGUCACCCACGCUGGAAUUCAAUGGCCCAGUUUAAUCCGCGCCCGGUUGCUGGUUAAAACGGCGCUGGAUCACGCCAGCCCGUUUUUUCAUGUCGCGUUGCGGAAACCUUCGCUCGACUAUCUUCAAACCAUAUAUGAGCAACCAGACACCGAUCCGGUCCUAAUGUGCAAAUAUUUUGCACUCUUUGCCUUGGGGGAAGCUUACUCGAGCCCCAAUAACCGUAGUAAUCAGGGCUUGGUCCCAGGGAUGGAAUACCAUGCGCGGGCCAUGAACCUGAUUGCCGUCUUGCCGGAGAGGCCUACAAUUGUCCACAUUGAGGCUUUGCUGAUACUGGCCUUAUUCAGCCAGUUUCUUAACCGAUGGCAUUCCGCCUAUCUCAUGGUUGGUAAUGCUCUGCGCUUUGCACUAUUGGUGGGUUUGAACCACAAUAUCCCCGACAAUCAGUGUCCAGAUCCAACAGCGCGAGAACAUCGUCUCCGCCUCUGGUGGACAAUAUAUAUCUUUGAUCGGUUCUGGGGACUCAAAUUGGGGUUACCGGUGCAGCUCAGCGACGAUGAUAUUCAUGUUGGCCUACCCAUGGAUCUUGACACUCCGACCUAUACCGAAGACUUCGUCCCCAGUUUGUACCAGGUUGCUUUCAUCAAACUGGCCCAGAUCUCCACCCGCAUUAUGCGAACCAUCUACAGCCGCACGCAAUUCACCGAGACUUUUCUCCAAAGGGAGCAGCGGCUCCUGAUUGAACUGCGACAGUGGAUGCAAUCCUUACCCGGCCCUCUGCGACUACAGACAAAUCAACCCAACCCAAAGGGUAACAUUCUGAUCCAUCUCCAGUUCAACUACUGCGUAAUCCUUGCCAUCCGACCCAUCCUCCUCAGAAUCCUCGACAACCUCGCUCUCAGCCCGCAAACCACCAUUUCCCCUACCCUCGCAGCCUUGAAGGAUGCAUGCAUCCAUUCAGCCCGACACAUGCUGGUCCUCUGCGCCGACGAAUGGACCAACGGGUCUUCCGCAACGUACGGAUACGCCUUUGCACAGUAUAGCUUCACCGCCGCGCUCAUCCUGAUCAUCGCAUGCCUCGUCCCCGAUGGCGGCGUUGGAAAUACCGCGGUAGAAGAUCUGACCUCCGUCCAGACCGCCACCGAGAUGCUCAGCUCCUUCGCAGCAAACGGCAGUCUCGUGGCCGACGACCUCUACCGACAUCUUGUCCGUGCACAACAAUGUCUACGCACCGGGCGCUUUGCAUCGCAGGUGCCGUUUCACCCAUCCCACCACAGUAGCUCCUACGGACCACCAUCUGCCGGAAUGCAGUGGCCAAUCUUCCCAUCUAUCGUCGCGUCGUCCACCCCCGGUAGAGGGGCAGGGGAUGUCUUGUCCCGGAAUGCGGAAACGGCGCUAGAUGAGACACGAAUACAGGAAUUCGUCGCCCAGCCGGCGGAGGACCUCGGACUGCUGGAUUCUCUGGACAUGAUGUCAGGAUCGGAGUUGGAUAUGUGGUUGGGGCUUCCUUUGUGGACUCCUUGA
Molecule: messenger RNA, 1959 nt
Organism: Aspergillus sclerotioniger CBS 115572
Lineage: Eukaryota; Fungi; Ascomycota; Eurotiomycetes; Eurotiales; Aspergillaceae
Exons: 4
Biological process (GO): DNA-templated transcription; positive regulation of transcription by RNA polymerase II
Cellular component (GO): nucleus
Molecular function (GO): zinc ion binding; sequence-specific DNA binding; DNA-binding transcription factor activity, RNA polymerase II-specific
Source: RefSeq, a predicted model, not a curated record